UUUUUUUUGUUUUUGUAUGAUGGUYGUCAAAAARUCAAUUAAAUCUCAAAACUUUUGGUGAAACAACUCGUACAACAUUUUAAAACCAUAGGCUGAAGUGGUCCACCAACCAAAAAGUAAAAAUGCCUAGAAACCAUAAAAAGAACUUCACAGGACGUUACAAUUUGAAGUACACCAACGAAAAUUUAUCUUUGGCUGUAAAUGCUGUUAAAAGAAAACAAUUAACCCUAAGAAAAGCUUCAGAGCAGUAUGGUAUUCCAAGAACAACUUUAAAAAGAAAAGUAAGCGGUACUCAUACUCGUAAUUAUGGAGGACAAAAAGUCUUAAAUGAACUAGAGGAAACUAAUUUAUGUGAAGGUUUAUUAUUGUGUGCUAAAUGGGGGUUUCCUAUGACAAGAAAAGACUUAAGAUUAUUAAUUAAAAGUUACCUUGAUAAGAUAGGACGUAGUGAAAAGCGAUUCAAAAAUAAUUUACCUGGAACCGAUUUUGUAAAACAUUUUUUAAAACGCCAUCCGGAGUUAAGUGAACGGUUUGGAGAAAAUAUUAAAAGAGCAAGGGCUAAUAUUACUAAAGAAGUGGUGAACAAUUUUUUUGAUAAUUUAUCACAGUCACUUGAAAAUGUUUCUCCUUGUAGUAUUGUAAACUACGACGAAACUAACUUCACUGAUGAUCCAAAAAAACAAAAAAUUAUUACAAAAAGGKGUUCCAAACACCCUGAAAAUAUUUUAGAUGCUUCAAAGACUAGUAUAUCUGUGAUGAUGGCAGGAAAUGCUGAAGGUGAAUUAUUACCUCCGUACAUUGUUUAUAAGGCUGAGAAUUUAUAUCCAACUURGACAGAAAAUGGACCUCAGGGAGCUAGGUAUAAUCGAAGUAAAAGUGGUUGGUUUGAUGAAAGGAUUUUUGAUGAUUGGUUCCAUUCCCUUGCUCUACCAUUUUUGAAGAAAAAACCUAUUAUAUUAAUUAGUGCCUAUAAAGAGUAA
Molecule: messenger RNA, 980 nt
Organism: Diuraphis noxia (Russian wheat aphid)
Lineage: Eukaryota; Metazoa; Arthropoda; Insecta; Hemiptera; Aphididae
Cellular component (GO): nucleus
Molecular function (GO): DNA binding
Source: RefSeq, a predicted model, not a curated record